AACAUAUAUAGAGCAGCAUUUGUAUUUAGAUAUGCCAUAUACUUCUACCUAAUAGCUGUUAGAUAACCCGUUGCUCCCUUCCUGAUCUAGCUUGAAAAAUAUCUCGAUAGACUCCUCGCACUCGACAUCUUGAAUCUGCAGCCAUGAUUCGCUCACCUACCGAUCGGGAUGAACUACACCGUCACGUAUCCAUCAGUACGCUUCCAAGGUUAGCUCGAGCGGGUACAUUCGAGAUCGAAAUACAUUAUUUCAUGAAGCACCUCCGCUAUCGAGCCCGGAAACUUGGGAAACUCUGCAAAAGGCUCGCUAGGGUUAUCGGUAGAAUCCUGAAAUAUCUCGCGUUCGCUCUAUACCUUCCUUGUGUAUGCUUCUUCAUCCUUGCAGACGAAUUCGGAAUGUCUACGACACAAAAAUCUACAGAAGAGCCUUUAGACGAAAUUGUAUAUUUUCCACAUCCGGAAUCCUCUAGCGACGUCAAUUUCAAUGUGGUGAUCAUAGAGACACGGGAGGUUGAAGGCUGAAUGGCGAAGCUUAAACCCUGAAGGAAAC
This is a messenger RNA of Daldinia loculata, 549 nucleotides long. RefSeq lists its product as uncharacterized. The record is from RefSeq and is a predicted model, not a curated record. The transcript has a single exon. The coding region runs from base 144 to 521 and encodes 125 amino acids. Lineage: Eukaryota; Fungi; Ascomycota; Sordariomycetes; Xylariales; Hypoxylaceae.